This is a messenger RNA of Micromonas commoda, 276 nucleotides long. RefSeq lists its product with no specific name. Gene Ontology annotation, biological process: microtubule-based process. Lineage: Eukaryota; Viridiplantae; Chlorophyta; Mamiellophyceae; Mamiellales; Mamiellaceae. Gene Ontology annotation, cellular component: dynein complex. The record is from RefSeq and is a predicted model, not a curated record. The coding region runs from base 1 to 276 and encodes 91 amino acids. The transcript has a single exon. Gene Ontology annotation, molecular function: dynein intermediate chain binding; dynein light intermediate chain binding.
AUGGCGUCCUACCCCCUGAUCAAGCACUGCGACAUGGAGAGCGAGAUGAGGAACGAGGCUGUGGAGAUUUGCACGGGGGCGGUGGAGAAGUACGGCUCGACCGACCUGGAGCGCGCGUCGCAGCUCAUCAAGGAGAGCAUGGACAAGAAGUUCGGCGCGCCGUGGAACGUGGUGGUGGGGCAGUACUACUCCUCGGAGAUCACCGCGGAGGUGAAACACCUGCUCUACCUCUUCUUCGGGGGGCAGUUCGCCAUCCUGCUGUGGAAGGCGCAAUGA